ACUUGCAUAAAUUAAAAUUUUAUCUGUCUGUACUCUUAUUAAUGAUAAAAAUGAGCCAAUCAGUGUAUGAGAAAUUAGACAGUUAUUGUAAAAGAGCCUAUCGCAAGUUCGAAAUUUGUAAUCUUGUUUUAAAAUACUUAGGGGAAAAAAAUUUGAAUUGCCUUUUAGUUUUCUUGUUGUUCACACUACAUUUCUUUUGUAUUUCAUGUAGUUCGACCAGAAUGAAAAUUUCUUCACAGAUGGUGUGCAAGUCAACCUGCGUGUACAAUCAAGUAAAUAUAGACCAAAAUAUUUUAGUGAUGGAUUGACAAAUUAUGUCCAAGAGACUGUGUAGAUCUACUUUUUGAGAGAGAGAAAGCUAUAUACUUGUUGAUACCCUGCCGCAAUUUUGGCUUUUUUCCCGCCAUUUGGUUGAUUUCCCACCUAGCGGUUUAUUUCCCGCCCCGUUAAUAGUUGAUGGCCCACUGUUGGUCGAUUUACUGCCUUGAUGUGUGGUUGAUAUCACGCCACGUGGUUGAUGUCCUGGCAGGUGGUUCAGAUUUCCCACCCUUUUGAUGGCACUGUAAUUGUUGAUGGGGUAAAAUGCCGUAGCAUUUAACUGUUUUGACGGUAAUCAUUGGUUUUCUUUUUAUUUGCGUAGAUUAAUAAUCGAACAAUAGUAUUAUGUACUUAUAAGAUCAUUUUUUAGUCGCUUUUUUUUUGGCUUUUAAACUUUCAGCAGGUUCCCUCAGUAGUCACCUUGGAAAGUACAUCAAAGGUUAAAUAUUUAGUGUGUGAUCGACCACAAGCAUUUUAAGAAUGUUCUUCCAGUCUGAUAUUUCCCUUGGUGGCCACCUGAGCUAUUUCUUUAAAGUGGUAAGGUUGAUAUUUUCAUUACAAAAUCAAAGUUACCGGACUCUUAUUGCUGGCUUUCACUGUCCCACCAUCAAAAAAGCCUUUUUUUCAGGGGGUAUUUCAAGUAGCCAACCCAAUUAACUGUUGCUAGGAAGAGAGAAAUACAGGUCAGAAAGGUAACAGGGUGGAAUUUUACUUCCCAGUGCAACAGCAACAGCAAAAACAAUGACAAUAGCAUAUUUAUUUGGAAUCCCCAUAUUUUAACAUGCCAUUGCAAUAAAAUCAAACAAAAUGAAACAGGAUAAAAUUAUCAGCAUAAUGCAGUGGGUAUAUCUGAAGAAAUUUAAAGAGGUACUGAGACACUUGAUGUAUUUGUGGGGCACUCCCUAGGGAUUUGCACCCCAGCUCAUGUUUUAUCCGAAACAAAUAACAAGUAUCAUACCAAAGUUGUUUAGGACAUUUCAGAAAUUCUACUCACAUAAUACUAUUUUACAUGUGUUUGUUAAUUUUUCAACCUUACAAUAUAAUUUUUAUUUACUUUAAUGAUUGUGCUCUUUACCAAAAAAACUCAACGCUGUACUAAACUUCAUAGUCUUUCCUGUUUUUGGGUAGGUAUUCGAGUUUGAUGACUGUACACUUAAACGAGUUUGCAUUGGGAAUAACUGCACACUGUAUUAAAACUAUUAUGAUAUUUUGAUGACUGUGCUAGAUUUCCUGUUUUUUUUCCCCCCGUUUUGUUUUGUUUUUAUAAUUUUUUGACCAUGCACUGUAAACUUUAAACGAUUUGUAACUGACUAUACACAGCUUUAAAACUAUAAUCAUUUUUUCAGCAGCUGUUUCUUACACUCAUAAUUCAUGCUACAUCAAUGACUGUACACUUAAAAGGGUUUAAAAUUCAUGGUACACUGUUUUUCAACCAUUAUGAUUUUUGCAUGGUGCAUGCUACAUAUCAUAGCCCUCCUGUUCUUUUUUUGUUUGUUUGUUUUGGUUCAUAAUUUUACAACCAUACACUAUAUGCCUUAAAUGACUUGUAAAUGACUGUACACAGUUUUGAAACAAUUUUCUCUGUUUCUAGCUCAAAAGAGUCUAUCCUUUUGUGGAGCUUGUAAUUUUAAGACCAUCCUAACUUCAAAUGUGGUUACUUGAAAGCAAACAUGUCCUUUCCUCGUCUCUAUUUGUUGACCCCUUUUUCUUGAAUAAGUAUUUCACUUUGUUGUAGCUGAGCGCUCAAAGUCACCGUCGUUUCUGUUAAGGAUUUCCUUGAGGCCGUUGUUUGAGUGGAAUAAUGACUUCAGCUCUUCUUUGUUUGGACACACAGAAUAUUUUCCAAAGAAGUUUUCAACGUACUUCUCAUCUGGCUUAUUCCAUUUUGCUUUUGGUUGGUGGUUAGUGACACCAGACACAGAUUCCACUUCAGUUAUGCUGUUAACCCAAUUUGCUUCUGUUCUGCUCAACGAUGGUUCAUGUUCCUUUGACGGGGUCUUGAGGAAGUCAAAGACUUUGGAAAAUUCAAAAACUUGCAAGUUGUGUGGCUAAAUGGGAAUAAGCUUAGGGAACUGAAUUGUUUUGGGUCAAACUAUCAACUGAGAGAGUUGUAUCUGCAAGACAACAUGUUGGUAGAGCUGAAUGGCUCUUUGCGCCACUUGACUUGCCUUCAGGUGUUAUUGCUGAAUGGAAACCAGCUGGUAAAACUCACUGAUGUUGUUCAUGAGUUGAGAGCCAUGCAAUGCCUCAAAACACUCAAUCUGUUUGCUAAUCCACUGGCUCAAGAUUAUGACUACAGGAGUUACAUAAUACACCAUGUGCCCUCAGUUGACUUGCUAGACAGGAAAGAAAUCACUAACGCAGAAAGAGACAAAGCCCGAAAAAAAUACGAAUCACAAAGAGAGAUGGUGAAGGAGACUGUAGCAUUUGGUCGCCAUGUGGAUGGUCCUCCAAAGAAAGUGUAUACUCCUCCACCUUCAGGGACAUUUGAGAGUUUUGGUUUUGACAGUGAUGAUGUUGACAUACAGGAUAGUGAAAGGUGUGAGAGUAUUGUAAGUAACCAUGAGGGCAUUGUUGAGGAAGCCAUAAAAAGACGAGCUCUUCAGCGAUCUGUUAUGCAGUACUCGACAUUUGACUGGUCGUCCAUACCUCUGUCACAAGAAAGGAGACUUGUUCCUGAAAGUGUCCCCGAUACACCUAGAAUUCUCACAGUACGCUUUCGAUAGAGGUCGACAUCCAAUCCAACACACCAACAAACAGAACUGUUUUGGCCGUUUCUUGUAAAAUGUAAAGAUGUAAAAAUUAUUCGCUUUCUAAUGCAAGUUCAGUUGAUAUUUGUUUUCGAUUAUCAACCUAAUUAUGGAAUUGAUAUUUUGCUAUGUGUCAAGGUCCGCAAGCACAUUUCACUCACUUGCCCGCCCGCCCACACUUUUUUCCUAGUUUUAUGUCCGCAGAUCGCAUUAAUUUUCUUUACGGUUUUGUUUCUCUGUUAACAAAACGAUGGUUAUGUAAUUAAAAUAAAUGAUAAUGAAUUGAA
Molecule: messenger RNA, 3355 nt
Organism: Orbicella faveolata
Lineage: Eukaryota; Metazoa; Cnidaria; Anthozoa; Scleractinia; Merulinidae
Product: leucine-rich repeat-containing protein 72-like
Source: RefSeq, a predicted model, not a curated record